AUGGUUUUCGAAACGCCAGAAACGGAAUUUCGAAAUCGAAUUGGUUCACGUGAGGAGAAAGCGAUCGUACGGGAAGGCUCCAUUGGUAACGAUUCGAAAAUACGCUCCGCCUUGACAAGCGUUUUGGCAAAAAAAAAUGGCGAAAAAUAUAACUUUUUUGAAGAUGAACAAGUGCGAAAAACGGGUUCAAUUUUCGAAAGGCGGAAGGAUAUGCAAUAUGUCAAAGAGGCAUUACCACGUGCACGCUUAAAUGGUUUUCAUAUAAAGAUGGAAGAUGACUGUCCGCAAGGUGGCGAUGAUACAAGGUUAUCCGUACUUCGUGCUCUCGGAACGCACAACUGUCGAACAGUACCGUGCGUUCUUUGUGAGCGAAAUUUAGUUGUUUACGACAGAUAUCCGCUCAUCGAUGGUACCUUCUUUCUUUCGCCAGUACAACACUCCAAAGUUGCAGUUAGCAUGAAAUUUGAGACUGGUUAUUUGCAUGCAAUUUGCAUCACAUGCAUGCACACCGAGUGGAAAUGUCCCGGUUGUGGUAACAGUGGAUGGUUUCUUGGUUCGGCGUUAAUUGUAGGAACACUGUACACUUACGACGUUUUGUCAAGUACCAUUUGUUGUAUACCAGUUUGCAGACAUUGUCGUGCACUGUCGCUUAUAUGUACAUAA
Brugia malayi is the source of this 663-nucleotide messenger RNA. RefSeq lists its product as uncharacterized. NCBI's taxonomy places the organism in Eukaryota, Metazoa, Nematoda, Chromadorea, Rhabditida, Onchocercidae. The coding region runs from base 1 to 663 and encodes 220 amino acids. The transcript is spliced from 5 exons. The record is from RefSeq and is a predicted model, not a curated record.